Molecule: messenger RNA, 1980 nt
Organism: Trifolium pratense (red clover)
Lineage: Eukaryota; Viridiplantae; Streptophyta; Magnoliopsida; Fabales; Fabaceae
Product: cyclin-dependent kinase D-3-like
Exons: 8
Coding region: 276-1505 (409 amino acids)
Biological process (GO): protein phosphorylation; positive regulation of transcription by RNA polymerase II
Cellular component (GO): transcription factor TFIIK complex; cytoplasm; transcription factor TFIIH holo complex
Molecular function (GO): ATP binding; cyclin-dependent protein serine/threonine kinase activity; RNA polymerase II CTD heptapeptide repeat kinase activity
Source: RefSeq, a predicted model, not a curated record
UUUUCUCUCUGUUUUGUGUUUCCAGCUACGCGCAUUCCCCCCUCUUCUCUCUCUCUCUGCUCCCUUCUCACUCCAUUCAAAACCCUAAUCAACUAAACUACAAUACAACCCACUUCUAAAUCCUCAAUUUUUCAUCUGAAUUUCAACCAUAUUAAAAUUACCAAUCUACACUCCCGAAACCCUAACCGCUUCCACAUGACCCGCUCGUAAAUUAUCGAUUUUCGUAGUUGCAAUUGACAAUUCAAUAGAUUCACAGAUCAAUCUUCGCGACAAAAAUGACAGAAUUAGAUCUGUCUAAGAAAGUAGCUGAUAGGUAUCUCAAACGUGAGGUCCUUGGUGAAGGUACCUACGGUGUUGUCUACAAAGCCAUUGAUACUCAGACAGGACAGACGGUUGCUAUUAAGAAGAUUCGGAUUGGCAAGCAGAAAGAAGGGGUGAAUUUUACAGCUCUUAGAGAAAUUAAAUUGCUUAAAGAACUCAAAGAUCCAAAUAUAAUUGAGUUGAUUGAUUGCUUCCCGCAUAAAGGGAAUUUGCAUCUUGUGUUUGAAUUCAUGGAGACAGACCUUGAAGCUGUCAUAAGAGAUCGAAAUAUUUUCCUUUCACCUGGUGACAUUAAAUCUUACCUUCAAAUGACGCUAAAAGGUCUUGCUCAUUGUCACAAAAAAUGGGUAUUGCACAGGGAUAUGAAACCAAAUAAUUUGUUGAUAGGACCCAACGGACAGUUGAAACUUGCCGAUUUUGGUUUAGCACGGAUAUUUGGUAGCCCAGAUCGCAGAUUCACUCAUCAGGUAUUUGCGCGGUGGUAUAGAGCACCUGAACUAUUAUUUGGCACCAAGCAGUAUGGCCCAGGGGUAGAUGUUUGGGCUGCAGCUUGUAUAUUUGCUGAGCUUCUUCUUCGUCGACCCUUUUUGCAGGGCUCAAGUGAUAUUGAUCAAUUAGGAAAGAUUUUCGCAGCAUUUGGAACUCCAUCUCCAUCUCAGUGGCCUGACAUGUUAUACCUUCCAGAUUAUGUUGAAUAUCAAUACGUGCCUCCCCCUCCUUUGCGUUCUUUAUUUCCAAUGGCAACUGAUGAUGGUUUAGACUUGUUGUCUAAGAUGUUUACGUAUGACCCAAAAGAGAGAAUUUCAGUGCAGCAGGCAUUAGAACACAGAUACUUUUCAUGUCCUCCUCCGCCCACAGAUCCAGAAAAGCUUCCAAGACCUGCCCCGAAGAGGGAAAUUAAGGAAUCAGAUUUGAAUCCACAUGAGGGUCCAACUGUCUUAUCACCUGCGAGGAAGUCUAGGAGAGUAAUGCGUGAUGGAUUUGAAGGAAAUUCUUUGCAAGGAGAUAAGAUUGAUGAUAAUCAUGCUAACCUCAAACAGACUGUUGGCGAUAAUGCAGGGACGAAUGACCAAGCACCAAUGUCACUAGAUUUUUCUGUCUUUGGAUUAAAACCUCCAAAUCGGCCAACAAUUAACAGAGGAAGAUAUGCAAGACUUUAUACUGUGUGGUUUCUGCAUUUUUAAUUCAUAACCAAGUGGAAUCUCAAGUGCUGACAGAUCACAUUUAAAAAGAAAAUUAGAUCUAGAAUUCCAGUAACCAGAAUGAAUAUUCUAUAUAACCGUGCAUCAGUACAAGGCGUUUGAUGCAUCUGAUAAAAUGUUGUGAAUCAGCUUUGAUUGUAUGCCAUUCCUUUUCUUGCUAUGUGUAGAUGUUUAACGGAAGAAGUUGCAGUGCAAGCUGAUAAGCAUCUCACUUCAGUAGUAGUUCAGAGACAAAAAAUAACUAUCAUAGAAGAAAAGUCACAGAAACCAUACUUUCCGGAUCCCUUUGUCCGUAAUUUGUGUUCUUCGUGUAUAAAAAAACUUGUACAAGUCCAUGGAUGAAGGCCCGAGUGAGAGCAUUUUCUGAUUUUUGACAUUAAUUUGUUAUUGUUCACAAGAGAAAUCAUUGUUUACAUUUUGAGGUUAAAAUAUGUAUUUUCAUGAGUGCUUCAGAUCA